AUGAAGGUCGGGUCGUCGGUCCUGGCUUGCUGUUGCCUUUUGAUUCAGGUACUUGGUCUGGCCCUCUUCCUCCGCGGCUUCUUUCCAGUCCCUGUCCGAUCUCAGUCCAGAAAAAGCAGCAUCUCUGAGAUCCCAGCAGAACCUUGGGCAGGUAAAACCUCUAACUGGACGCAACUUCCCCAUCCUCUGUUUAAGAGAGUGGUCAUUCUCCUCAUUGAUGCAUUGAGACAAGACUUUGUAUUUGGUGCUAAAGGCAAAGAAUACAUGCCUUAUAUAACACAACUUAUAGAAAAGGGGCCAAGCCUUAGCUUUAUAGCAAAGGCCACAGCACCAACUGUUACAAUGCCACGUAUUAAGGCAUUGAUGACUGGCAGUAUACCUGGUUUUAUUGACAUUGUAGUCAAUCUCAAUUCCGCUGAACUACUGGAAGACAACCUGAUAUGGCAGGCAAAGCAAGCUGGAAAAAGAAUAGUCUUUUAUGGUGAUGACACUUGGAUAAAACUUUUUCCAAAGCAUUUUGUGGAAUUUGAUGGAACAACAUCAUUCUUUGUUUCGGACUUUACAGAGGUAGAUGAUAAUGUCACCCGGCAUUUAGAUGAUGUUUUAAAGAGGAAUGACUGGGAUAUGUUGAUACUUCACUAUCUUGGAUUAGAUCACAUUGGGCACUUAACUGGACCACACAGCCAUUUGAUUGGACCAAAGCUUUAUGAAAUGGACCUUGUCUUAAAAAAGAUCCACUCUGCCCUGAUGUCAAAGGAGGAGGAUCCGUCUUUCCCAAGUUUACUUGUUGUCUGCAGUGAUCAUGGUAUGUCAGAAGCGGGAAGUCAUGGCGGAUCAUCUGAUGAGGAAGUGCAGACCCCGCUUGUGUUAAUAAGUCCAGCGUUUAACAACAAAGCAGGGACGUUUAAAGAACCUGAAAUGAUUCAGCAAACGGAUUUGGCUCCCACGCUAGCACUGGGCCUUGGAUUGCCUAUUUCCAUGAGCAGCUUGGGUAUGGUUUUACCAACAGUAAUAGAACAUAAGACCAUGAAAGAACAGCUGCGUUUUUUUCACUUAAAUGGUUAUCAGCUCUGUAAACUCCUGAAAGAGAAUCUGAAGACUUAUGAGAAAGAUGACGGUGUGGAACAAUUUAAGAAGGCAGAAAAGUUACAUGCUAAUUGGAUUAAGCUAUACCUUGAAGGGAAUACAUCAGAAGUCCUCACCAACCUUGGCAGAAAACUGAUCAGACAGUAUUUAGAGGCGCUGCAGAAACUAAGCUCUUCAUUAAGUAAACAAGUGGCAGAGUAUGACAUCUACUCAAUGACCGUUGGAGCCAUUAUAACUCUAGAGAUGUUCUUCCUCCUUAUCCUCGCCAUUCCAAGUGCUUUGAGCAGCAAGGCUGAGUUUGAUCUGCCUCUAGCUUCACCAGUCUUUUCACUCUUCUUUUACCUGACAUGUCUUGUGCUUGCUGCUGUCCAUGUUGUUGUAUGCACAUCAGCUGAAAACAUGUGCUUCUUCUGUAGCAUAUCAUGGAUGAUGGUGAUGGGCAUUAUGGUGCUCAUGUCAGCACUUCUCUGUAUUCUUCUAUCAAUCUUAGGAAAGAUUAUUUUGAAACCUAAACUAUCUAAUGAGAAAAAAACCUCUGACACGUCAACAUGGUCAGAACUAGAUCUGCUUCUGUUGGUGGGAACACUUGGCCAUGUUUUGAGUAUGGGGGCAAGUAGCUUUAUUGAGGAGGAACAUCAAACCUGGUAUUUUCUUGUCAACACAUUAUGUUUAGCUCUAUCGCAAGAAAUGUGUAGGAAAUACUUUCUUGUAAAAAAAAGAAAUAAUGUAAACACUGAAGACUCAGACCAUGAGGCAAAAGGAGAAGUUUACAUUGAUGAAAUUUAUGAUGCACACAAAAAGGAGUUAAGAGAAGAAAAGUUAUCAAUUUUACAACGUUUUACUAAAGACAAUGAAAAAUGGAUUUCGUUGACAAGUCCUGGUGUUAUCCUGAUAUUUUGCCGGUUAUUACGUCCUUUAAAUCAGACUGGAGUUCAAUGGAUACAUCGAUCAGAUUUUGGACACUGGUUGACAAGCUCUGAACACAAGGCUGAACUGUCAUUUUUGGUAGGAAUCUGCUUAGUGAUGAUCUUUAUUUUAAUUCAAGGAAAAUGCUCUUUAGUUUCCAAAGUAGCACUGAUGUUUGGAUUGCUGGGAGUUUAUAGUUACAGAGCCGCCAUAGGUCAUGUUUUGUAUCCGUGGCAGCAAACUACUAAAGACAUCACAAAAGGAAUCACCGAAGCUCGUUUUGUCUACAUAUUUGUACUUGGGAUUCUUAUAACUGGAAUAAAAGAUUUGUUGAAAUCUCAUGUUAUGUGCACAGAUCCUAAAGCAAAAUCUAUGGGAUUAUGGGAAGUAUAUAGUGGAUUGAUCCUUCUUGCAGCACUGUUAUUUCGACCGCACAACCUUGUGGUUUUGGUAUUCUGCCUCCUCAUCCAGAUUAUUCUAACAAUGUUUAUCUGGAAAAAACUGAAGUAUGAUGCAGCUCAAAUCACUAUAAUGCAUUAUUGGUUUGGACAAGCAUUUUUCUUUUUUCAGGGAAACUCCAAUUCAGUUAGUACUGUGGACAUUGCAGCUGGUUUUGUUGGUCUGGAGAACUAUAUCGAAAUACCAGCCAUUUUACUUACUGCAUUUGUGACCUACAGUGGGCCGUUCCUUUGGUCUAUACACCUGUUAGGUUAUCUCAGUGGAGAAACCAAGAAGACCUCCACAGCUGUGGCACAUGGAUGUUACUGCUAUGCCAUCAUCCGUUCACUACCAGUGACUGUUUACAUUAUUCUGGUAACGGGGCUGCGUUACCAUUUGUUUAUUUGGAGUGUGUUUUCUCCUAAGCUGCUUUAUGAAGUGAUACAUCUAGUCAUUUCAACUGGAGUUUGUGUGACAUUUACUGUUGUGGAUAAGAACAAAGUAUCAAAAAGUGAAGUAUGAGUAGUGUUAUCGUAAAGUGACUCUUCUCCAUUAACACUAUGGUGUUAUUAGGUCUUUCAUUCUGUGCUAAAUAAUUUCUUUAGAGCAGUUACAGCUCCAUCUAGUGCUCCAAAUCCUGGCACUUUUAGCUGCCACAAAAAAACCUGCAUAUUGCACACGGCGUUCUUAUGACUUUACAGUUUAUUUAUUGAAAUAAGUUUCCAUCUAGUGGUGGCUGCCUAUUUAUGGGAUUGGGGGAUCUGUAAUAGAAACAGAGCUCUGAAUACUAUAAAGAGCUCAUUAGAAUUUUAAACCCAAUGAGAUAAAAAUAAAAAAUGAUGUUGAAGGGUCAGCAGAUCUUCUGUUGGCAUAUUAAAGGGUUGUCCAGGAUUAUAAAAACAGCAACACAUCAGUUUAUGGUUUACAGGCCAGCUCCAUUGAGGGGAACGGGCGCAGCAUUGUAAUGACACACAACCUGUGGACUUGGCACUGCUUUUGUAAGAAGGCAGACUUGUUUUCCUAAUCCUGAAUAAUCCAUGUAAUUGUUUAGCAUUUUAAGAGUAUACCCUCUUGUCAUAUAUUUUAGAAACCUAUUUCAGGCUAUAUGUUUAUAUUUUUAUUUAUAUAAAUGGGGCCCUUAUUAGAUUUAAAAUUAAGUGCUGAUUAAUUUAAUAGAAACAGUGCUCUCAUUUUCUGAUACAGAGCUCCAAAUCUGCUGCAAUAUGAAACAGCGUUCUGGCUUCCUGCUACCCCCAGAGGCCCAGAUUUACUUUGCAAAUGCACAAACUGUCUCGCAUGACUAGCAUCUCAUUUAUGACUUUUAGACAUUUUAGAUGCUUUUCUGCUGGGUCCAGCAAAAGGAGUGUGUCCUUUUGGAAAACCAGCAUGGCUUAAAGGGGUAUUCCAGGGGUAUCAACUGGCUCUGGAAAGUUAAACAGAUUUGUAAAUGACUUCUAUUAAAAAAUCUUAAUCCUUCCAAUAGUUAUUAGCUUCUGAAGUUGAGUUGCUGUUUUCUGUCUUAACUGCUUUCUGAUGACUCGCGUCCCGAGAGCUGUCCAGCUCCUAUGGGGAUAUUCUCCCAUCAUGCACAGCUCCCGUGACGUGACAUAAUCAUUGAGCAAAAUGUAUUCUAUGGAGAGAAAGAUAGAGCAGAGCUCCUCAUAGGGCAAUAUGUUUGGAACAAUGUAAAUAUGUAUAAGGUGAGGCAGUAAAACAAGUAAGUAGUCUCGCUCACCUUGUACUGUUGUGUAUAUAGACACAACAGCAAUAAGCGCGUGGUUCAAAGUGAUGGUGGAGCAGCUUCCUGGGAUCGGCAGCAGGUGAAACCUGUCCGAGGAAUAUGAUGCAAGUACUGGUGCUAGGCAGGAAAGGUACC
Messenger RNA from Hyla sarda, 4306 nucleotides. It is a transcript of the gene PIGG, whose product is annotated as phosphatidylinositol glycan anchor biosynthesis class G. The transcript is spliced from 13 exons. The coding region runs from base 1 to 2952 and encodes 983 amino acids. The record is from RefSeq and is a predicted model, not a curated record. NCBI's taxonomy places the organism in Eukaryota, Metazoa, Chordata, Amphibia, Anura, Hylidae. Gene Ontology annotation, biological process: GPI anchor biosynthetic process. Gene Ontology annotation, cellular component: endoplasmic reticulum membrane.